AUGGAGUCCUACGUGGUGAGCUGUAAAUAUGCUGAGCCGCAGUUCCCUCCUUGUGAAGAAGAUUACAGUCAUUUCAGUGACCAAGGGGGGUAUUACAACCACCCCCAGGACAGUGGUAGUUAUGUGGGAGGCUAUCAGUCCAUGCAGCCUCCUCCACCUCCAUACACACCACAACAAACCGCAUAUCCCUCCUCUCAGGGCCGGCAGAGGGAGGAUGGAGAGGACCACUCUCUGCAGCCUUUCCCCGGCUUCAGGGAGACGGACGCAGCCGGGAAGGAGGCCAGGUUUCCCGGGGCUGACCUGCAGGGCCAGGCCUGGAUGACCUGUGCAAAGCCCGCUCAGGUGCAGAGGAAAACGGCCUGCCAGGGGAGGGACAAGCCGCCUAUUGUUGUCUACCCGUGGAUGAAGAAAGUGCACAUCGCACACGUGAACCCGGACCACAUGGGUCCAGAACCCAAGCGGCUCCGGACGGCCUACACGCGCCAGCAGGUGCUCGAGCUCGAGAAGGAGUUCCACUUCAGCCGAUACCUCACGCGCCGCCGCCGCGUGGAGGUGGCUCACCUGCUGCACCUGUCGGAGCGGCAGGUGAAGGUGUGGUUCCAGAACCGGCGCAUGCGCUGGAAGAAGGACAACAAGCUGCCCAACACCAAAGGAAGGAGCAAGAACAAGAAGAGCACCACCAGGGACAGAGACAGCAGCAGCAGCAGCGGCAGCGACAGCGGCCUGAAGGUGGUGCUGGCCGUCUGA
This is a messenger RNA of Anoplopoma fimbria (sablefish), 747 nucleotides long. Its product is annotated as homeobox protein Hox-D4b-like. The record is from RefSeq and is a predicted model, not a curated record. Gene Ontology annotation, biological process: anterior/posterior pattern specification; embryonic skeletal system morphogenesis; regulation of transcription by RNA polymerase II. Lineage: Eukaryota; Metazoa; Chordata; Actinopteri; Perciformes; Anoplopomatidae. Gene Ontology annotation, molecular function: RNA polymerase II cis-regulatory region sequence-specific DNA binding; DNA-binding transcription factor activity, RNA polymerase II-specific. Gene Ontology annotation, cellular component: nucleus. Bases 1 to 747 code for a protein of 248 amino acids. The transcript has 2 exons.